Penicillium waksmanii is the source of this 1140-nucleotide messenger RNA. RefSeq lists its product as uncharacterized. Gene Ontology annotation, biological process: regulation of transcription by RNA polymerase II. Bases 1 to 1140 code for a protein of 379 amino acids. Lineage: Eukaryota; Fungi; Ascomycota; Eurotiomycetes; Eurotiales; Aspergillaceae. The record is from RefSeq and is a predicted model, not a curated record. Gene Ontology annotation, molecular function: DNA-binding transcription factor activity, RNA polymerase II-specific. The transcript has a single exon.
AUGCAAGAUCUCAAACUCCUGCAGCAUUAUAUUCUACAUACCUCAUUGCGGAUGACUCUAAAUCCCGAGAAAGCUCUAGUGUGGAAGCUUAUCAUUCCCGAUAUUGCUUCUGGAGCAGAGUAUCUGAUGCAUUUGCUCCUAGCGUUGGCUGGACUCGACAUGUUGACAAAUCAAUUGAAUAAUCCCAACUUAACCAAGGAUAACGACUCAUUGACUCGGCUAAUCAUAAGUCACCAUCAAAAAGGAUUGAAGGGAUUUCAGCAAGAAAUUCAAUCGCGUCAAGAAUCAAAUUCUGAAGAGUUGUUAACUGGGACAUUCUUAAUCAAUGCAUUUGCAUUUGCGUCCCUCCAGGUGGGGGAUUUGGCUCCCAGGGACAGUCCUUUUGCGGAAGCGGAUGUAUCGCAUGGCGCUCCAGAAACUCCUGAAUGGCCUCGAUCGCAAUGGCUACAUUUAAUACGAGUCUCGUUCUCACUCGGGGGACAAUAUUGGAUGCAUCUCCAAAGAGGUCGACUGAGAUCAUUAUUAGUCUUUAACAAGUCCAAUGAUGACUGGAAACACUCUAUACCAGAUUUUGUUCCUCUAAUGGAGUUUUCCAAAGGCACUUUAUCGGCGAGAUUGUCAACUUUCUCAUCAAAUGCCAUCCAAGCUAUAUCUGAUCUCCGAGCAUUCUCGCACAUGCUGAAAGCGACCAUCACCCCACCUUCUGACACCCCUGAUUCUGGCUCAGGUGUGAUGAACCCCACAUAUUGCCAGGAUCAAGAUAAAGCCAUCGACGUUGUGGAAACGAUGUUCAUGCGCAUUUUACAUGUUCUUUGUUUACGUCGGACGGGAGCACAACCUUCCCCAGAGCUCGAAAUUCAGUCCGAGAUUGAGGACGCAGCAAUUGCUUCGUGGCCAACUCUUGUUGACGGUGGAUUUAUUUCGUCAUUAGACUUGGCGUGUUCCUUUGACUCAGCUCAAGGCAUGUCCUUGGUUAUUUUGGCACAUCUUUACCUAACCCUUGCACUGCUUGACAAGAUAUGGUACUUUGGGGGUAUUUUUGAUUCGGAGAUCAAAAAGAUUGCUGCUCUAGUCAAUCAAAGCCGUGAUGAUGGGAUUGUCGCACUGAUGAAAUGGCCCAUGCAUGUCAUUGAGCAGUGA